AGGAGAGUGCUGGAGAGAGCAGAGACCGGCAGCACAAGGCAGCAGCAUGUCUGUUUCUAUCUGACGACUCUUGGAUCUCCCCGAGCACAGCUGCCGGGCUGCUGCUGCUGCCGACUUGUGUGCAGAUCGGCUCACUCAGUGAGGGAGCGCUUGAGCGCGUAGUAUACACCAGAGUUUACCAGUGGCUAUGCAUGUUCAACUCUACUGGUUUUCAUAGCUCUACCACACGUGUGAGAAGAUUUAACCAGCUUCGCACUGGACCUGACUCAACACCCAUGAUCCCCAGCCAACCCUGGCAUACCCUCUCAUUAAGAUGGGAAAUGCCUCCGAAACAUUUCUGCUCAUGUCUAAAAUAUCAAAAGACAAUGACUUCAUCAUGGGAACUCUCUACACCAUUUUUGGUGUGCUGUCUGUGCUUGGGAAUGGCAUCCUGCUGUUCGUGGCCUAUAGAAAGAAGUCCUCCUUGAAGCCAGCAGAGUUCUUUGUUGUAAACCUGUCCAUCAGUGACCUGAGCAUGACCGUAACCUUGUUUCCACUUGCAAUACCUUCAACCUACACACACAUGUGGUUGUUUAAUAAGACAGCCUGUACUGUGUAUGCCUUUUGUGGUGUUUUGUUUGGCCUGUGCAGUCUGACCAACCUAACGGUGCUCUCCUGUGUCUGCUGGCUCAAGGUCUGCUGUCCUAACUACGGUAACAAGUUUUCAUAUGUCCAUGCAUGCCUGCUGGUUGCAGGCAUCUGGUGCUACGCUGGAGUCUUUGCUGUCGGUCCCCUGUCGGGCUGGGGAGAGUACGGGCCUGAGCCUUAUGGUACAGCAUGCUGCAUCAACUGGCAUGCGCCGAACUAUAAUUCUGCAGCUAUGAGCUACAUCAUCUGUCUCUUCUUCUUCUGCUAUAUUUUGCCCUGCACUAUAAUUUUUCUUUCCUACACAUUCAUCCUGCUGACUGUCCGUGGCUCACACCAGGCUGUGCAGCAGCAUAUGUCCCCACAGAACAAGAUCACCAAUGCACAAACGCUUAUCGUUAAGCUUUCAGUGGCAGUUUGCAUCGGUUUCCUGACAGCAUGGAGUCCAUAUGCUAUUGUGUCCAUGUGGGCAGCGUUUGGUAACUCAACAACUGUACCACCUAUAGCUUUUGCUGUGGCAGCUAUCUUUGCCAAGUCCUCCACCCUUUACAACCCUAUCGUCUACCUGGCUUUCAAGCCCAAUUUUCGCAAGUCCUUGUGUCGAGAUGUGGCGAAUUGCAGAAGGAGACUCUGUGGAUGUUUGUGCCAGGGUGGCUCUGCAGAGAAGGGAAUUUGCAGGCAGUCCCAUCACAAAGAAGAAUGCAACUCUACAAGGUUAUCCAAUGGGUUACCAGAGAACCACAGGACCUGCAGACACUGUCCUUGCCCAGAAACAGACAACGGUAAUAGAGAAAAUUUUAUAGACUACAGUCCUCAGCAAACCGCCAGGAUACUUCAAGGAUCCGUACACAGUGAAGUGGCUGUCAGCCAGCUCUCCAAUGAGAUGCAGAGUGACUUUCUCUAGAGGAACAAGUGGAACUAGACAACAAGUCACUGUAAAAAUGAAGUAUGAAGCAAAAAGUGGCACGAAUGAAGCCCAAAUAACAGUAAGUGCAAGUUGGGGGGAAAGUGAAAAUGCAAUCAAAAACAAAAAUGGUAAGACUGAUUUAAAAGAAAAAAAAGUUUAAAACUACUUUCAUGCCUCAAAUAUGUGAUACUGCCAAAAAAAUAUGUGGUUAAAAGCCAAUACAGGAGGAUAAGCAAGCCAAACAUUUCACUGGUGUGUGCAUCAGCAUUUUAUCAGGUCAAAUUAACAAGUGUCAACAACUAUCUGAUCGGUUCGAGUGUAAACUCAGACUCAAAUAACCAAGACUGAAGAGUCACCAUGCAAGUCAUUUUACGCUGGACUUGGAGGGAGGAACUGACGAUGAAACUUCCUACUCCCUGAACCACAUUUUAUCUGUUUAUUACAAGUACUGUAUUUAAAUAUUAUGUAUUUAUGUAUGCCUCAAAUUGAAGGACCACAGGGUUAUUGUUAUUGUUGUUGUCUCUGUUGUUGUAUCUAAAAUGAAAAGAGUGCUUUCACCUCAUUGUCGAGGAGAAAUCAAAACCUCUACUCCUAUAGUUAAAGCAGACACUUUGGGUGUUAAUACAAAGCACUUAGGGAAAGAUUUGGCUUGGUGAGCCAUCUUUUUGUCCAGAAGGUAUAUCUGCAGGGAGGAGAUGUUGUCUUCUAUUUCCAUUUUUCCUGGUCACCACUGUCCAGGCAAGAAGAUCAUGAUGGAGUGAAGAGUGUCAGCUGUUUAGGCAUUUCAGCCAUUUUUUAUAAUAAGCCCUUUUUCAGUGACUUAAAAGUAAUUGGAGUAUCAAUACUUUGGUGAAAAUACUUUGCAGUCAAUCAUUGCCUGAAAUCUAGAACAUGGACAUCACCAGGUUGUUGAUUUCACCGGUCCUAAUGUUUUCCUGAUAUGUCCGUGUAGGUUCUCAGUAAUCCAGGUCAUGGUAGUCUAAGGAGACUGGAAAGAAAGCAACUGGACUUCUUUGAAGGUCUUUCACCUGUCAUCCAAGAGGCUUCUUCAGUUCUGAAGUUCAGAACUGAAGAGGUGAAAAGUCUUCAUGCAACAUCUUCACAAAACUUAAAAAAGUUCAGCCACUUUCUUUCCAAGCUCCUUAGACUAUCUCUCUGAUAGAUUUUAUAUGACUUUUUAGCCUAAUGUGCAAUAAAAAUAUCGACAUUUAGAGUGAACAGCUACCAAAAAGCAUGUUGAGCAAUUAACUCCAAUUCUUUCAUCAGUUUUAAUUUGUCGUGGAGUAACGAUGGAACAGGUCUCAUCUGGGCAUGAAACCUUUUGACAGUAAAUCAUCCAGUUACGUUUGAGCCUCUAAAAUUGAGGGACAUAUAAAAUUGAAAAAAAUAAAAUAAAAUACAAUACAAUAAAAAUGACUGUAUUUUCUGAACUUAAACUUUAGGUUAUUGCAGUUACUUUUGUUAAACUUCUUGUCUGAUUUAAAACUCACCGUGAUGAUGUGCAGAGGCAAAAUUGCCAAAAAAAAGAAAACACUGUCCAAAUACUUAUGGACACUACCUGUUUGUGAUCAGAACUACAUAGAACUCUGUCAGUGAUUCUGUUUGGGUGGUUUUAGCAGUUUCUGAAGACCAGUUUGAAAGAGCAAAAAUAAAUUUCUUUGUGCAAAAUUUCUGCUGCAAAUGAAUUAGUAUCUUUUAUGACAUUAACUGUGGAAAAGACACAUUAAAAGGCUGAUUGUUGAUUUAUUUAUCUUGAAUUCCGAGCCUGGGAUUAUAAGGAUGCCUUUGGCGGCAGAGCUGGGUCAUAUUUUCAUUCUUUUCAAAAGGAAGAAGAAAAAAUAAAUAAAUGAAAAAAAAAAAAAACACCUGCAGCAUUUAGAACUUAAAAGCUUAUUUUUCAUAUUUUGGGUUAGGAUUUCUUUCAUGUCACAGAAGCAUCUCUACAAUGAAGCCCAACUAGCCAAGGAAAAAGUGAGAUGGUUAUUUGGUUUAAAACAAGCACUUUAGGAAAACAAACUUUUUCAUUAACUUUGGUUGCCCUAAGGCUUGGAAAAAGGCUUUAAUUAGGGUACUAAAAAAAUGUUGUCCUGUUCCAAAUUUCCGCAAAUAAACAGGUUAGUGUGUUAUUAUUACUGGCUUCACUGAGCACCAAACCUAUGAGACUAAGACCCAAAAUUGUAAUAAAGCUGAGCGAUCUUUUAAUCAGAGCCAUUUUAACAAAAUGGGAGAAAAAAGCCUGCCUGUGGAUAGAACGCUUGCCUUCAGUACUUCUUUUGCUUGUUUUUAAUGUGAGAGACACAAGGCUUUGCCUCAGCACCCAUCAACAUUAUUUUAUUUUUAUUUUUUUUAAAAAAGUAUAGUGAGGAUUGAUGAGGUUAACUGAAAUGUUUGUCCAACAAGCAAUUUUAUACCCCCUCCCUCCCGACAGCAUAGGCCAUCAACUCAAAAGUACAAAACGACCUGCCAUGGGCAAAAUUAAUUAGAUGUGCUGGAGUGCAACUUGUGAUUAACUGGCAUGACUUUGAUACCACGAUUCCUUUCUUACAGAAAGGCUGAGACCGAAGACUGCAGUUCUGUGCAGUUUAUACACACACACAAGCGCGCACACACACAAAAACUACAAAAGCAUUUCAGAUUUUCUGCUUUCACUUUCAGUUUGGCAUGAAAUAAUUAGCUUAAAGUCAUGCAAAACAACCAGGUCAGCACAUGUGGUGCAUUUUGCUGUUUGCUACAAUAACUCCUCUAGCCUCAGUCGGGACAGCUUAUGGAGAAAUGGGUUCUAAAUUACUAAUACCACCUGAACUAUAAUACUCCACAUGGGCUUUUCACAAGACACUUAGCCCUGGGGUUAGACGCUUGUUAGCUCAAGGCUUAUUUCUCAGUUGUGAACUUAAGUUGUGUUCAGGCUGACAUUAGCACUGCUCAGUUUGCUGAGGCUAGAGCACUGAUAUGUGGGAGAUUCAGCAGAAUUAUGUACUUCUCUUUUUGGUGUUGUGCAUGUAAAACUUUGUGUUGAGGUCUAUUGAAUAUGAAAAUGAAUAUGCACAGCCGCACACAAUAUUAUUCAAAUGUGGACGAUGCCGAAAACAGCUACACUAUUUCCUCACUUGCUCUGGCACUGUGCACAGGCAGUAAAGUCUAUAACCUUGGCAGAGCCAGGAAAGAAAAGGAGGGGGAAGUCCACUUUUUUUAAAGCAGCUUUAAUAAAAUUGUCCCAAAAAACACUGCCAAACUUAUUAACUAUUUCAAAAUCCAAGAAAAAUAUUAGCAGAAUUCUUUCUGAAACACAUAUGACCACUGUGAAUCCAGGGAGUCUGAAAUAAAUUAAAGUAAGUAAGUCAUACGUACUUAUAUAUGUCACAGAUAUGAAUGAGUGCCACAUUCACCACAUUUAAAGAAAUUACUUCUGCAAAGAAAAGACACAAGUUAGGGCAGAAUAGUGGUUAAAUGUGAUAACUCAUUAGAUACUCAUUAAAUAUGUGACAGCAAUACAGAAUAUGAGAGAGGUAGGUUGCAGAAGCGUGUCUCAUAGUGUUGUAAUUCUAACUUUUGUCUCGGUGUUAGGAAUCACUUCACAGUGUUUUGCCAUCUGAUGGGACUCAUCUAUUACUUAAACCAGCUUUGCAUGAAUAUGUUACUCAAUCAGAUCCACUACUGACUUUAUGAUCAGUUUAGUUUUAUUUAUUAGUUAGUCACAUUUCCUACCAUAUUCAUUAACUACAGUGUGAUUAAGAUAAGGGAAGGCCAUAAGUAUGAUGGUAUCCAUUUUGGUUAUGCGACUAAUUAAAGCCAACACGGCCAACACUUUCUGCAUCACAUAAAAACUCUCUCCUGCACCGACACUAAAGAUCAGUCAGGAGGUACUUUAAUGCGAUAUGAUACUAGGUUGGUACGUCUUCAUCCUCAUGCAACACACCACCAACAGUGCAGCCUUUUGCGUUUUCUACUGCAGUGAUGUUUUCUGGCUGAACACCAAGUGACAGCUGCUUCAGUCUCUAGCGUGGGAUAACCCCAGGCAACCUUCAGCUCAGAGUUUACAAAGCCCAGAUCUGUAGUAUAUGCUGUAAUAUAAUUCUGAUUGUUCUUAUUUUAUUGUUCUUAUUAUUAAGUAUUUUAUGAGGUUUCACGAGAAUGAAAGCAAUGGAAAAUCUCGAGUCUGACCAUAUUAAAAGAGUUAUAUACUUCAAGUGUUGCGAUAAAUUUAAUCCAGACUUGUGAAGUUCAAGUUUGAGAAUCUUUUGAACCUGGAGCUAACUGUGAAAUGAGGUGAGGAACGCCUCGGGCCGUCUGGAGCUCGAGUUUAUUUCAGCUGACUCUUGUACAUGUGAAAACAUGUUGCAAAAACUUGCUCCCUUUGCAAAGACAACAACAGGCUCUCCACGGACUCAUAGAGUCAGUUGUUAUUUUUUAUGAGGAUGUUGUAGACAACAACAUUAUCUUCAGCUUUUCAUUUAUAUAUCAAAGAGUUCCUGGAUGUUCAGGGUAGCAGCUCAUUGCUGUUUCUUGCUCCGCAUCCUCCAGGUUGAAAAAAAAGUGACACAAAGCCUUUGAACUGUGUGCAGGAUGGUAUGGUAAACAUUUCCCAGAAAGAAACAAAUGAUUGUACUUAUUUUUCUGAUAUGUGGCAAAUGAUGGUGGUUUCAUAGUAACUAUAACAUUUUGAAAUGAGAAAAGUAGUAUAAAAACUGAAGUGUGUGGAGUUUCUGCUUGUCAUGCUGCAACCAAAGGUUACAGUCACCUUUACACUCACUGUCAAAGCCAAAAUACUGUCUUGGACUGUCAUAUUUUUCUACCAAUAUCCAGGUUAACAUAAUAAAAAAGAAAAGAAAAUGAAAAACAACAUAUCAAAGACUUGGCUUCAAGUCCAGUGCUUGAUAGGCUCUGUUUUGCCCACAGUCUUUGGGCAAAAAAAGGACAUUCAAAACAGGAAACAUAACUGUGAAAAUCUGAUUCUGAUGUCUAUUUUUUCUAUUCUGUUCUACUCUAGGAACAAAUAUUGCAAGUACCUAGGUGUGCAGUCUGUACCACUAGCCAUUCUACCUGGGUAAUCUACACUGACUUUACUCCUUCAAAUAAUAUUGCAUUGUAUAUAUCUGACAUCAGGGAUUUCAUGUAGAGAUUGUUUGCAUGGAUGAAGAUAAUACAAAUUUGUACAAAUGCCAAAUUAUGAUGUAUGUUAUUAUAAAUAUCAGUGAAAAUAGAGAUGGAGCAACACCUUGCAGUGUCUUGAAAUGGUGAUGAUUUUUAUUUUCUUGAUGUUUUAAAUGCAGUCCAAACAAGGUUUCAGUCCAAACGAGCUGCUUACUUCCUUUAUUCCCUUCUAAUGUCUAUAGAAAAGAGAAAAAAGGCUGGAUAUAUAUUUUGCAAAAGCAAGCUCACCAUUAUAUAAAGCCCAUUAUCCAAGUGGAAAACUUAUCUAUAAUGAUGUUAAUGUGCAUGCAUCUGGUGAACUUGAAUUGAAAGAUUUAAGUACUUUGAAGGCUUUAAUGUUGUUAAACAAGCUUAUAUGAGCAUUUUACAAUGAGGGAGGUUAAAUUUAGUGCCAAUAUGUCUGAGCUGUCUGAAAAAGUUCAAGCUUGGUGCAAUUAUAGUUAGUCCUUGCAUUAAUAAAUCCUGUUCCCACCAUUAGAGUGUGUUAAAACUUUUGCUAAUCAUAUUAAUCUUAACCUUCUUUCUGAAGGUUUCUGUAUCUGAAACUUCUGUAUCUCUAUAUUCUGUCAAGAUACAGCCUGGCAACAUGGCAAAGACCUUUAAGUCUAUGCUUGGUCAGAAUAUUAUGUUACAUUCUGUUUGAACUGUGUCCAUAUAGCUGUAUUAAUGCAUUGUAAAUAAAGAUUAAUGUAACUGAGCAAUGCAACUAGAAUUUUCUGACUAAACCAGCCAAGUCUUUAAAUCAAUCCAUGUUUCCCUUUUUAUUUUCUGAAAUGCAGUUUUGUUCACGAGAACACACACCAGGAGUUUUGAUGCCCCUUUCUUCAGCUUCUUAGACACAAACAAGGCUGAAUGUGUUGUGUAAAUAUGUAUAUGUGUGUCUGUAUGUAUGUAUAUGAAAACAAUUCUGUCUAACUACAUAGGCUUAAACAAAUGCGUUAGAAGUAUUAAAUUAUUCUCAUUGUUGUCAGUGAUGUUUCAGAUGCACUGUGAAAAUGUUUACAGCUUUUGUUUCUUGUUUUAAAAUUAUUAAAGAUUGUUUAAAAAAGUGUAAAGUAUAUUUACCCAAUGCAAUAUCAUUUGUU
This is a messenger RNA of Pelmatolapia mariae (spotted tilapia), 7767 nucleotides long. RefSeq names its product opsin 7, group member b (gene opn7b). Gene Ontology annotation, biological process: cellular response to light stimulus; phototransduction; G protein-coupled receptor signaling pathway. Lineage: Eukaryota; Metazoa; Chordata; Actinopteri; Cichliformes; Cichlidae. The coding region runs from base 314 to 1528 and encodes 404 amino acids. The transcript is spliced from 6 exons. The record is from RefSeq and is a predicted model, not a curated record. Gene Ontology annotation, molecular function: G protein-coupled photoreceptor activity. Gene Ontology annotation, cellular component: plasma membrane.